AUGGAGGCCGCGGUGGCGGCACUGGAGGCGGCCGCGGAGAAGACCGCCGGAGCGGCGUCGGCCGCGAAAGAGGCUGCCGUGGCGGCCUCGGCUGCUGCGACGGAGGCUGCUGGGGCGGCCACGGCUGCGAAGGAGACCGCGGUGGCCGCCUCGGCUGCUGCGACGGAGGCCGCAGGGGCGGCCACGGCUGCGAAGGAGGCCGCGAUGGCGGCCUUGGCCGCCGCUGAGCAGGCGGCGGCGACAUCAUCAGCAGCGAAAGAGGCUGCGGUAGCGGCGGAGGCUGCUGCAGCGGCGACCGCGAGGGAGCUGGCAGCGGCGAUGCGCUAUUCUAAGAAGCGUAGAUUCCAUCAGAUCGACGACGGAGGGAGUCGCGGCGGCAGCCGCAAUGACAGGGGAAACCUCGAUCUCAUCAGCGCCCUUCCCGACGACGUCCUCGGCAGCAUAAUCUCCCGCCUGACCACCAAGGACGGCGCCCGCACGCAGGCCAUCUCUCGCCGGUGGCUUCCCCUCUGGCGCUCCGCGCCACUUAAUCUUGCGGAUGAUUUUAUCGGCUCGGUCUCGAGCAGCAAGCGCAUGGCCUUGCUGUUCCCCGUGAUUAACGCUUGGCUUCACUCUCAAGCCCUGGACAGCCUAGAGGAGCUCGAUCUCGCCGACAUCAGGGACAUGCCGCUGUCCGUGUUCCGUUUCGCUCCCACGCUCCGCUUUGCCAGAUUCAACCGUUGCGGUUUGCCCAAUUCGAUUUCAACGAUGCGUCUGAAUUUCCCGUGCCUCAAGCAGCUCACCCUGCAUGGGAUCCCCGUUAUGGAGGAUGCUCUCCACAACUUGCUCUCUGGCUGCACUGCCUUGGAAAGCCUUGAGCUGACAUAUAUUUAUGGCAUAGGUGCCAUCUGCAUCAGCUCCCAAACUCUUAGGAGCUUAGCCUUCAACCGUUACGGGUCGAAAACUUUGCAGCUAGUAAUCAAGGACGCCCCUUCUCUAGAAAGAUUGCUACCGCUAUAUCAAGAUUGUGAUCAAGGGACCAUCGAGGUAAUCCGAGCACCUAAACUGGAGGUGUUGGGUUUGCUAUCUAAAUACUUAUCCAAAUUCCAGUUUGGAACAACGAUUUUUGAGAAAAUGAUUGCUGUCAGCUUAACAACCAAAAUUCACACCAUGAAGGUUCUGGUUCUCGACUCUACUGGGCCUAAUCUGGAUGCCGUUGUUGACUUCCUCAAGUGCUUCCCCUGCUUGGUGAGGCUGUAUAUCAUUUCACACCCAACAAAGGAUAUGAAUAAUGCAAGGAAGUAUGACCGGUUGGAUCCAAUUGAGUGCCUUGAGCUCCAUCUAAAGAAAGUGGUGUUAAUGAAUUACGAUGGCAGCAAGAGGCCAUCUGUUGAAUUUGCCAAGUUCUUUGUUCUGAAUAGUAAGUUGCUAAAAGAGAUGGAAAUCGAAGUUCUUAACAAGCGGAACGACAAAUGGAUGGCUAAUCAACGCAAGCAGCUAUGUGUGGAUAAUAGAGCUUCUCAAGAUGCUCGAAUUGAACUGAAAAUCGGUACGAAGAAAUCCGACUUAACCAAGAUGGAUACCCAUGAUUUGUCAGUGGCUGAUCCCUUUGAAAGCGGAGCCUUUUGUUGAUACUACAGGUGUAGUUGAUGUCCAUCCCCAAGAUUGUGUUGUUUUGUUGAAAGCAGAGUUUUUGUAUGUCUGUAAUCUAAUGCUGUCCACCCUUCAGUCGCUCUAUGAUAUGAUGUAUGGCCAACUCAAGAAUAAACCAGGAUUGAAGAGGUGGUGUAACAAGUAUCUAAGCUCAGACUUCAAAUUGAAAGCUGGAAAGUUUAAGCUGCUAACAGAAUGCUAGUUUAAUCUGCUAAGUUAAGUUGGUAUUGUUUGCUCUGUUCAUGUUUGGGUGUUUUACUGUAAGCUCAUAAUAUCAGCAGCUACUAUAUCUCUAUUCUGAACACUUGCUUUAAUGAAAAAGGAUGGUAUUUAUGCCUCUUGUCUAAAA
Messenger RNA from Lolium rigidum, 1981 nucleotides. Its product is annotated as putative F-box/LRR-repeat protein At5g02700. NCBI's taxonomy places the organism in Eukaryota, Viridiplantae, Streptophyta, Magnoliopsida, Poales, Poaceae. Gene Ontology annotation, molecular function: protein binding. Bases 1 to 1611 code for a protein of 536 amino acids. The transcript is spliced from 4 exons. The record is from RefSeq and is a predicted model, not a curated record.